This is a messenger RNA of Necator americanus (New World hookworm), 243 nucleotides long. RefSeq lists its product as uncharacterized. The coding region runs from base 1 to 243 and encodes 80 amino acids. NCBI's taxonomy places the organism in Eukaryota, Metazoa, Nematoda, Chromadorea, Rhabditida, Ancylostomatidae. The record is from RefSeq and is a predicted model, not a curated record. The transcript has a single exon.
AUGGAGUGUGGUAUGCGCGGCGUGAAUGUGCGGUAUGGGGUAACUGAAGGGUGUUGCAUGUGCGGCGUGUGGUUUGGAUGGAGUGAGGUAUGUGCUGUGCGUGUGGUAUGUGGAGUUGUUGCAUGUGCGGCGUGUGGUUUGGAUGGAGUGUGGUAUGUGCGGCGUGUGUGGAUUGGAUGGGGUGUGGUUUAUGGCGGUAUGUGUGGUAUGGAUGGAGUGUGGUAUUUGCGGCGUGUGGUAUGA